This is a messenger RNA of Gasterosteus aculeatus aculeatus (three-spined stickleback), 1826 nucleotides long. The record is from RefSeq and is a predicted model, not a curated record. NCBI's taxonomy places the organism in Eukaryota, Metazoa, Chordata, Actinopteri, Perciformes, Gasterosteidae.
UCCCUCCCUGCAGAGCGAAAAGGGCUAUUACUCUCUUUGAGCAACUCACUAGUCUUUAACUUGACAAUAGAAGCUAGCAAAACACAGAAUACACAUAAAAAGGCUUGGGUCCUGGAUUAAAUAAUGGACUCAAUCUUUUCUAUAUGUGGUUCCUAUUUUACCUUAGAUGUCAAAAGUUUUCUGCUCUUUGCUGUAGUUUUCCUCCUCAGUGCAGAUUACAUAAAGAACCGUCGGCCGGGAAGCUUCCCUCCGGGGCCCCCGGCACUUCCUAUCGUGGGCCACAUUUUCAACCUGGAUUACAAGAGGGUUCACGUGAGCUUGACACAGUUAGCUGGGAGGUACGGAGACGUGUACAGCCUUCGAAUGGGUCACAGAUGGAUGGUGGUGUUGAACGGGAUCACGGUUCUGAAAGAGGCUCUGGUAACUCAGGGAGACAGCUUGGCAGACCGCCCGGAUCUCCCUCUGCAGCAUGACAUAGCUCAUGGACUGGGUGUGAUUUUCAGUAAUGGGAAUACAUGGAAGCAGCAGAGACGUUUUGCACUUUCAGCCCUGAGACAUUUUGGAUUUGGCAAGAAGUCCCUUGAACCCGUCAUCUUGGAUGAAUUUACAUAUUGUGUGAAAGACUUCAAUAGCCAUAAAGGUAAGCCCUUUGAUCCACACCUCAUCGUCAACAAUGUUGUCUCCAACGUCAUCUGCUCCCUGGUUUUUGGUCAUCGCUUUGAAUACGGUGACGAGAAGUUCCUCAAACUGAUGAAGUGGUUUGGCGAUGCUCUUGAACUGGAAGCUUCCAUUUGGGCUCAGCUUUACAACUCCUUUCCUGUGCUGAUGAGACGUUUGCCAGGUCCUCAUAAGGACCUCCAGCACAUCUGGAACAAUGUGAAGGACUUCAUAGGGGUGGAGCUGAAGGAGCACAAACAGAACUGGGAUCCCUCCGACCAAAGAGACUAUAUCGACUGCUACCUGAAUGAGAUUCAGACGAGUAAGGGGCAGGCUGACAAUACUUUUGAUGAGGAAAACCUAGUAUUAUGUGUCUUGGAUCUGUUCUUGGCUGGAUCUGAGACCACAUCUACCACCUUGCGCUGGGCUUUCCUCUACAUGGUGAAGUACCCCGAGAUCCAGGCAAAGGUCCAGGCUGAGAUAGACAGAGUGAUUGGACAGUCCAGACUGCCGUCCAUGGAAGAUCGAGCCAACAUGCCGUAUACAGACGCCGUCAUACAUGAGGUCCAAAGGAUGGCCAACAUAGUUCCUCUCAGCCUGCCUCAUAUUACCAGCAAAGAUAUACAGCUGGGGGGCUACACAAUCCCAAAGGGAGUUACAAUAAUCCCCAAUCUGACCUCCGUGCUGUUUGACAAGAAUGAGUGGGAGACGCCGGACACCUUUAACCCGGGACACUUUCUGAACGCGGAGGGCAAGUUUGUGAAGUCAGCGGCUUUCAUCCCUUUCUCUGCUGGUAAGCGGUUGUGUCUCGGGGAGAACCUGGCUAAGAUGGAGCUUUUCCUCUUCUUCACCUCCUUCAUGCAGCGCUUUACCUUCUCAAUGCCUCCUGGGGUGAAGCCUGUGAUGGACUUUCGCUUCGGCAUCACACUGGCACCAUUUCCUUACGAGGUCUGCGUUACCUCCCGCUAAGAGUGGCUCACGAAUGACAUUUUUUUCAGAAAGCAGAUUUGUUGAUGUUAGCACGUAUUAUUUUCACUGUGACAAGGUCAAUGCAUAUAUAAAUAUUUGGCUUAAAGAUAUAUCUGUAGUUUUUUAGGCUAGUUUAAGAGAUUGCUGAAUUGUUUAGUUUAGUGUUUCUAAUCAUUUUCUAAUAAAAAUGUGAAAUAGUC